CGAUUUCACCUUUGUGUUCGAAACAACGCCUUGCUUUGGUGUUGACCAGAAAUGGGCAAGCAGGGAGAAGAAGCUCGGCAGAAAUGGAUUGAUAUUCAACUUCAUACAUUUACCAAUUGGAUUAAUGAGCAGCUUCAAGGAAAUGUGAUACGAGACUUAACACAAGACUUAUCGGAUGGAGUUAAUCUUAUCAAACUGGUGGAAAUUCUCCAAGGAAGGCGGUACUAUGGAAAAGUAUACGAUCAAGACCCUACAGAAAUUCAGAAGUUGAUGAAUGUCCAGAUGGCUCUGGAUGCUCUUCGCGAAGAUGGGGUAAAAACUGUGAAUAUUGGAAGUCAUGAUAUUGUUGAUGGAAAUGAAAAGUUAAUAUUAGGCCUUAUUUGGUGCCUUGUACAACGCUAUCAGAUUGCUUGCAAAACAAAAAUCCCGCCGAAGAAACUCGUCAUGGCAUGGAUUCAGAGCGCUUUACCCGAAUUGAAACUUACAAACUUCCGAACCAAUUGGAACGACGGCAUAGCAUUAAGUGCUCUUUUAGAAUAUUGUCAACCGGGUUUGUGCCCAGAAUGGAGGAACCUCGAUCCAUCGGAGGCUCGUGAAAACUGUCAUAGAGCUCUGUUACUGGCUGAGAGAUAUCUAGAAGUUCCACCAAUUAUCUCUUCCGAUCAUUUGUCUUCUCCUCAUCUCGACGAACUUUCAUGUUUAACCUACCUUUCAUAUUUUAUUACAAAGGGUGCCCCCGGAUAUCGAGCAACACUGAAAAAAGUGUCCAUGCUACUUCCUGAUUGCAAUGUGGACGAUCUGGAACAUUCCUGGAGUGACGGUUUUCUCCUUGCACAUCUUGUCGAAAUUUGUGGAGGCAGAGUCCCUGAACUCGAACGAAUGCGAUUUGACAAUUUGAACGAUUUCGUUGAAAAUGUGGCAAUAGUUCUCGACGCAGCUGCUGACAUCGGUGUUGGGUCACUGAUUGGUGCCGACGAUAUUGCUGAACCACAAGGGGAACAUUUGGGCACCAUGGCACUUGUUGCAGCACUUUGUUCUGUAUCACUUGAGCAACAAGUAAAAUAUACCGACUGUUAUGUCAAUCAACAGGUCAAUCUGGAUUUGGCUUUUACGGAAGGGAACGAAGUGAGAAUUGAAGAGCUAGAUGUUCAAGUUGUUGGAGGCAAUGGUCAACUUUAUUCAAAUGAGGCAAUAAAACUGAGAAAAAGUCGAACUGUUCAAGGAGCAAAUUUGUCUUUGAUGCCCGUGGAGCCAGGAUUUUUGCAAGUUCGAAUCUACUGCCAGGGCUCCGAACUACCAGCGAGCCCUAUAUCCCUUCAAGUGCACACUCAGGAAGAAACACGCAGCUCCUCGCGUGCGGCUUCUCGAGCUCAUCCCGAAAAUCGAAAUCCGCCUGCAUCAACUUCAAAGUAUAUUGAGCGAACCAUAGUUUCACCUGUUUCAGAUUCUCGGGAAUCUGGGAAAAUCGCGCAGUUCUCCACAGAAACUGAGGUGGACAUUUCGCACAAAUCAUUCGCGCAGAGACGUCUUCACAUUAUCAAGCAGCUCGAAGCGCAGCACGUCAAUCAUAUAGCGCAGACAAAAUCGCAUCACCAACAACAUACCCAGCAACAACAACAUCAUCAGACUGUCCCCACGCAGUCUUCAUCAAUAGUUCAAGUUGUGCAGCCGAUACCACCGCCGCCACCUACACUAGCUCAGAGCAGUUCAAAUAUUCCACCACCACCUCCAAUUCCAGCUGUCCUUGAAGCUUCUGCAUACAGAGAAAUGCCACUGACCAGGUCGCCCGAUGUUGGUCUCGUUUCGUUUUCAGGACUCACAGAACCUUGCUCAGUUGGAUCAAUUGUAGAAGUUGUGAUAAAUGCGCACGGAGAUGCUGUAUCUGGUUCAGUGUAUGUUGAAGCAGUUUCUCCAUCAGGAAAUGUGCACAGGUGCACGGUCCGCCAUCAGGACAACUCUUACAUGGCAACGUUCACCCCUCAAGAAGUCGGACUUUGGAGAAUUGGCAUCCUGUACGACGGCGAACACAUCCGAGGAAGCCCCUUCGCAUGCCAGGUGUUCGAUUCUGGUCUGGUUAAUGUUUACGGUCUGGAUGUCGGAUUAGUUGGACAGGAAUUGAAUUUUUCUGUAAAUGCUUCCCAAGCAGGACAUGGAAAUCUCAGUGUAACGGUUUUCCGUCACGGUCGUGAGAUUCCAUUGUCAAUCGAAGAGCAGGGUAGUUCUAAGGUACAUCAAGUUUCAUUCACUCCGGACGGCGCUGGUCAAUACAAAAUCCACGUUCUUUUUAACAGAAUGGAAAUUAAAGGAUCUCCAUUCAUUUUGGACAUUGCCGAUGCUUCGUCUGUAUCCGUAUACGGGGAGAACUUGAGAUCAGCAUCCGUUGGCAAAACUGCAUCAUUUAUGGUUCAUGCGAUCGGAGCAGAGGCAAAAGACAUUAGUGCUCAUGUGACAGUCCCAUCGGGAGGCAAGUUUCCUGCAAAGGUUGUCACACUGGACGAUGUCACGUUUCAAAUCGAAUGGACCCCAAAAGAGCCAGGCGAGCACAGUGUGGAUGUGAUGCUGGCGGACCAACGUGUACCCGAUGCUCCAUUUGCUUGCAAUGUCGGUGCUCCGGACCUAGUGCACGUACGAAACAUGCCGCGAAGGAUUCAACCGUCAAAACUUCACACAGAUCACUCCUUUGAAAUUGACGCAUCAGCUGCCGGAUCCGGCAAUCUGGAAAUUAUGAUUAAUGGAGGCCGCGUGCCGUGUCGGGUUCGUGAACUCGGCAGCAGGCAAUACAUGGCAAUUUUCACACCAACUCAGUCCAUGACUCACACAAUUGAAAUGAGGUUUAACGGAGAACACGUCUCGGGAAGUCCAUGGAAACUACCAGUUGAGGAUCGCGGCGAGAGACGACAGGAAAUGGAGAGAACCAUGUCCUACUACUCAGAAUUGUCCGGACCUGGACUGGUACGAGCACCCGUUAAUCGCACUGCACAGUUUGAUAUUACUGGAGAAGGUCUUGAGCUCAGCGAUAUUCAAGCAAAAAUAUCAGGCCCUGACAACAGAGAGUAUCCUAUUAGAAUUAUUCCACGAAGCUCUGGAAAAUACACAGCUGAGUAUGAGAUUGAGCAAGUUGGAGAGCAUCACUUGACAGUUUGGAUCGCAGGCAGAAAAGUCGACGGCUCACCACUUUCUGUUGCUGGAUACGCAACCGAGAAAGUUCGUCUGGAACCGUUGGGUGGUGGAGUGCCGAAACAGCCAGUACAGUUCUAUGUGGAUGCCGUGGAAGCUGGAAAAGGACAACUCGAGAUUUCAGUCAAUCAGGGAAAAGUGCCGAACAAUGUUCAAAUGCAAGGCGCUGGAAGAUGCUUAGUCACAUUCAUCCCGCAACACGCCGGAACUUAUGUUAUUGAUGUUACUUUUAACGGAGAGCAAGUUCAUGGCUGUCCGAUCAAAGUGGAGAUUCUGCCAAAACAAGUAGGUCAGCAAAUUCACGCCAAUUUGACGCCGACCGCUGUUUCAACCGCCAUUUCAGCAGGAGGAACAUCUUUAAUUUCGGGUGCAUUCCGAGAAACCGCAAGAUCUCCAUUGUCGGCUAGAAGCCCAACAUCUCCAACACUUCUUCAACAUGCUCGUCAACGCAGUGAAGAGACAAUGCUCCGAAGCCCACAACUUCUCAGAGAAUCUAGAAAAGCAGAUAAGCCUUGGCAAUCGUCCUACGCACCAUCAUCGUCACGCAACGCCUUCUCUCAAUCACCACAUCGUGAUUGGAGUGCUUCAACUGUCUACGACAGAGUUUAUAACUCGAAUAGUGAUGUAGAGCGCACUCUGUCUCCAAGUGAUCCAUCGAGAAAUCGCAAUAUUCGAGAGACAACAACCGUCAUCCACAGAACUCCGUCGCCAACUGGUUUGAGAUCUACUCAGAUCACUGAGACAAUCACUCGCACAACUCACCGGUCACCGUCACCACCCAGAGGAGUUUCCAACACCUCUUUCGGAAGUGUCAGAACCCAAGAGUUUGCCGAACGUAUUGCCCGCUCUCCAUCCCCAACUGGAUACGAAAGAGAAUUUGUUGAGAAGCGAACAACCUAUAGGUCACCAUCGCCGGCAAGAACAUCAAGUGUGGCUCACUCCCAUAUUAGUGAGGUUCCACUUUCUCCAAUUCAAGGAAUGGAUACUCCGUUUGAUCAUCAUGAACGUGUGAAGAAAGUUGAGAGAAUGGAUCCAUUGGCUGAUGAAGAAGAACGUGAACAGAGAAGAAAUCAGCUUGAAAGAGAUUCUAAAAACACUCUAGGAUACACUGUUGCUCAAUAUGGUGAUGGUGAAAAACGAUAUUUUGGAGACACACUUGAAAAAAAGGAUCGACCACCAUCUGCUGGAUACUACUCAUCUGUUCAGCAAAGAUCAACAUCUCCAGAGUACUCGACAGUUUACGAGCGAUAUGACAGAAAGAGCGAAAAACCAGAUUUGCCGCCAAGAGUUGAAGGUCAUGUCUCUGCAAGCUACAAGGGAUAUGAGCCAGUUUACUCUGAAGUGACAACAACUAGAACCACGACUACUACAGAAUACGAGAACAUUGACAAAAAACCAAAUGUGCCAAAAAAGAGAGCUACUACUCCAGAAGGACACGUUGAGCCAGUAAAUGACAAUGAGGAAAAAGAUAGACAAGCAUUCUUGAGAACUCAAUCUGAAAAAGUAUUCGAGCCAGUUGAUGCUCCACUUCGCCGUUCAGACGAGAAGGAAUCAAUUUAUGAUCUUCCACCUCAAGAAAGACUUCAUAAAUACCCGGAGGAACCAACUAUUGCUCUGGGUGAAAAAGCCAAUACUUCAGCAAUUGCCGCAUACACAAAAGGACGACAGGACGAUAUUGAUGAAGUUUCUCGAAAUGCAUCUUUCCCAUCUGCACCAACAAUUAACUACAAUGAACGUUCAGAUGAAGUUUCCAACUACAACAGGACAAAAGAAGAUCAUUACGGAGUUGUUGGAGAAUACCCAACAGCACCAAAAAUUGCAUACUCUGAUAGCAAGGAAGCAGUCAUUCGUGAGCAUUAUGCACAAGCAAAGGAAGAUCCAUACGCGACUGUGGGAGAAUGUCCGCCAGCUCCAGAAAUUUCAUUGAGAUCAGAUAAAUUGAAUGAGACUAAAAAUGAGUACCGUCGUACAACAGACUCAGAUCAGCAAGAUGGUAAAGCAGGCCCACCACCUCCAGUGAUUGAGAUUAGCAAAGCCGAACAAGCUCGCAGAACAGAAGAGUAUCUACGCGUGAAAUCAGAAGAUGAUAAGAUUCUUGCCAAACACGGCUUCACAAGAAAGCCAGAGCCAUCAAUUGAGAUUCAAGAGCCAGUUACCGAGCAGAUUCGGGACGAUGUAGUUGAAACCGCGAUUGCUCCAGAAGUUCCACUGAGACCUGUUGAAGAACUUCCACACUCUCCAGCUCCAUCCUCUAGAAGUACUCCAGCCACCACACCGAAGUUAUCAGCCAAGUUUAGAAAAGAUGGUAAAGAAGGUAAACCUUUCGACUUUGGAAAAAGCAAAUUUGUUUGCAAACAUGAUGUCAUCAAAAGAGGAAAAGAAGUGGAGGUUAAGCUUGAAGGAAUAAAGUUGGGAAAAGAAGAUCAACUUCGUGUCGUUGUUUUGCCCCCUGCUAAUAAAGCAAUUCCUGGAGCAAAUGGAGGACCACCAACAGAAGUUGAUACCAAAGUGAAAAAGAGCAGCAGCAAAUACGAGAUUAGCUUCAAACCAACAGAAGUUGGAACACACAAGGUGUUUGCCUAUGUAAAUGACAUGCAACAUCCGCUUUCACCAUUCGCUGUCCGUGUCUACGACGCGUCGGAAAUUAUCGUCGGCGAAAUUCCGAAUCAAUCAAAUCUCAAUGACACCGUUGAGUUCACGGUUGACGCCGGUCGCGCUGGUUUCGGAAAUCUCGAGAUGGCUAUUAAGGAUGCUGAUGGUGUCAUCAUUCCUUCUCAUGUUGCACAACUUGAAAGUGGAUCGGCCAAGUUUUUAGUGACUUUCACACCAGCUACAAAAGGGCCUCAUACAGUUAACAUUACUUUCAACAAGGAAGUUCUCAAAAACUCGCCAUUUGAAGUGAACAUUGUUGAUGCUCCACUCCCUGCUCCAGUUGUUCUCGAACCAGCUUCUGGAGCCUCUGCAGUUGCUUCCCCAUCACUGAGCAAAAAAGAGUUGAAGGAACAAGAAAAAGAAAAGAAAAGAGAAGAGAAGGAACGGGCCAAGCGCGAGAAAGAAGAACGCGCCACUCUGAAAAAGGAGAAAAAGAGCAAGUCACAUAGAUUCCCCGCCAAAACUACCGUUUCCAAAAUUCCGUCGCUUUCCAGGGUUGGACAACCGUCCUCCCUUGUAGUUGAGGUAUCCGGUCACGAUCAACUUGAGAUUCGUGUCCUUGAUAGCAAAAAGAGUGAGAUUGGAACGGAUAUUGUAGAAAUUGAGCCAGGACACAUGCAAAUUAAUUUCACACCAGCUCAAGUUGGCGAUCACGAGAUUGAUGUUCGAUAUGGAGGUGUGCCUGUAACAGGAUCACCAUUCACUUGCAGAGCCUACGAUCCAGCUAAGAUUAAAGUCGGAGCAAUUCCAAAGGGCCUUCUGGAUAAACCCGUAUACUUCACAGUUGAUGCAUCUGAAGCUGGUGUUGGAAAUCUUGAAGUUGCUGUCUGCGAAGGACGUGUUCCAUCAAUGGCACACGCUCUUGGACACCACAAGUACGACAUUUCGUUUGUGCCAAAGGAAGACGUUGACCAUACUAUCACUGUUCGAUUUAACAAUGAGCCAGUCCCAGGGUCUCCUUUCUUGUGUCAACUUGUUGCAACUGCGCAAGCAACUGCUACUGGUGCAGGUCUCGAAAGAAUCCCAGUCGACGAAGAAACCGAAAUUCAAAUUCUUACCGACGAGAUCGAUUCGGCUCCAGAAGCACGUGUUCGUGAUCCACAAGGAAACGAUCUACCAGUCAACGUGACUCGCAGCCGUGAAAACGAAACGCUCCACAUCGCCACUUAUGUGCCAAAAUGUGUCGGAAACCACUUGAUUGACAUUUUCCUCCAAGGAGAGCCAAUUGCGGGAUCUCCAUUUACCGCAAAAGCAUAUGACGCUAGAAAAACUGUGUUGGUCCCACCAGCAAAUGCAGUCGUUGGAAAGCCUGCGACAUUUGUCAUCGAUGCUGCCCGCUCUGGUGCUGGAAACAUGGAGAUCAUCGUCUCGGUCGACAACCGAAAUGUUCCAAAUUUCGUUCAAGCUGAAGGACAAGCUCGAUUCAAAGUUUCUUUCACACCACAGGACGCCAAAGAUCACACCAUCAGCGUGAAGUUCAAUGGAAUCAGUGUUCCAGGAUCUCCACUUAUCUGCAGUGUGAGCUCAGCUGGGUCAGUGCCAGCCGCUGUCGUUCUUCCAGCUGCAGCAGUAAUUGGAGCAGAAACUGCAGUUGCUGCUAGAGAGCGUAUCAAGCACACUCCUCAACACUCGUCAGAACAAAUCAAGCAAACAACUACAACGGUUCUCCAAAAGACGCCAGAAAUUAGAGAGACAGUUGAGAAGACUGGAUUGGCCAGAGAAUUGAAUUCUGCUCAAAUCGGACAAAAGAAAGGAUUUACAAUUGAUAAUAUCAACAAAUCUUCAGAUUGCAAUGUCAUUAUCACAGCUCCUGACGGAUCAAUGGUUCCUGUGUCAAUUCAAAAGUCGUCUACAUCUGCUUAUGCUGAAUUCACACCAACAAUAACUGGAGAGCACUUAGUGGAAAUCUAUCUGGAUCAUGAAAUCAUCGAUGAGUUUGUUAUCAAGAUUAAAGACGAAAGACAUAUUCUUCCGCCAGUUUGUCUUGCCGGUCAGAAAUAUUCAUUUGAUGUGAACUCCGAUGACAAAAACAAAGUCCGUGUUACUAUCCGUGAACCUUCUGGAAGAAUGCUCCCAGUACAAAUGGAAGACUUGCCAGACGGCGGAGUACGUGUAUCUUGCCGCUUCAAAGAAGUUGGAAUCCACUCAAUCGACGUUUUUGUUGAUGAUCAGCCGAUUGGAGAGCGCAAAAUGCAAACAGUGAUUGACCCACUUAAUGGAGCACAAUUGGUGUCAGAGCCAAAGCGUGAAAUUGUUGGAGAGCAAACCGAGCUGAAGAUUCUCAUUGAUUCCGGCGUUGAAUCACAGGUCGAAGUUAUAAUUGAAGGACCUGAUAGAGAGGAUAAUGAAGUCUUCGUGAAGAAAGUUUCCGAAACUUUGUGGUCUGCUGUAUGGACACCAAAAGUCGAAGGAGAGCAUGAAUUAUCAAUCUUGGUAGCUGGUGAACAAAUCCCUGGAUCUCCAUUCCCAAUUCACGUGUUAGAUCCAUCAGCUGUGAGAGUUAUUGGACUGAAAAAUGCUCCAGUUGGAGUCGAACAACAGUUCAGCGUGGAUUAUACUAAUAGUGGAGCCUCGAUCGCCAGCGUUGAAGUUAGACAUGGCGACCAGACUAUUCCAAUCACUGUGAAAAAAAUGAAACCCGGACAACUUCUCUGCACAUUUACCCCAUUUGUUGACGGUCCGCAUCAAGUUGAAGUAAUCAUUGAUGGAGUUCCACUGUCAGAUGGUCCAUAUGAAGUAUUCAUCAGCCAUCUCGGCACAGUACGUGCGUCUGGAGAUGCACUGAGAAAAGCCCAGCGAGCGAGAACUGCUCGUUUUGAAGUUAUCAACGUUGAACAAAAUCGUGGCGAACUUGAUGUGAUGGUGUCAGAUCCAAAAGGAGGACCGCUUCCAGUUCGUUGCUACAAACAGCAAGACGACAGUUAUUGGGUAGAAUUCACACCGGAACACCUUGGAACUCACACCAUCGAGGUCACUUUUGGUGAUGUUCCUGUGCCAGGAUCUCCUUUCAAGACUGAAGUUAUCGACCCAAAGAAUGUGGAAAUUCGUGGUCUCUCUGAUCAAGUUUUGCUUCGACAUGCUACCACUAUUAACGUUGAUCGUCGUAAUGCUGGAAAUGGAGAGCUUCAAGUUGAAAUCACUGACCCGACCGGAUCUCCACUACGCACAGAAAUGCUCAAAUCUCCUGGUGGCGAAGACCGUAUUACUUUCUUGCCAAACCAAACUGGACCCCACAAGAUUAAUGUGAAGGUUGCUGGAUUCCAGAUCCCUGGAUAUCCACAAACAAUAUUGGUUAGCGAGCAAGAAAAACCAGCGGUUUAUGGUGCUGCUGUUGAUCAAUCGAUCAAGAUCGGAGAGCCGGCUUCUCUGAUUUUCGAUCCAAAAAAGACAAAUGGAGGACUCAAAAUUCACGCAACAGGUCCAGAUGGACAAAAAGUGCACCACAACGUAAUGCGUAGACCAAAUGGCACAUCAGAAGUUGUCUUCUAUCCUGAGGAAACUGGAACUUACAAUGUCAGCAUUGACUUCAAUAACCGUCCAAUCACCGGAAGCCCAUUCACCGUGAAUGUUGUCGACCCAACCAAGGUCAUUGUUAACGACCUAGACAUGGAUCGCGAUGGAACUCUUCUCCUCAGACUUGGUCACUCGAACUCAUUUGAUGUUGACGCGACGGCAGCCGGACCCGGCAAACUUCGCGCGGAAGUUCGAGACGCCGACAGUUCGCUGAUCGGCAAUGGCCCGGUUGUCGAGGACAUGGGACAGGGAAAAUACCGCGUUCGAUUUAAUCCAGAUCAACCCGGAAAGUACUCGAUUUACUUGUACUGGAACGAGUUGCCAGUUGAGAGCGCAUUCCCAGUGAGAGCCCGAUCGUCUGCCGAAGACUUGCCGACAACUUCUCGCGCUGUCAGAGAACCCAUCCCACCACCAGUUACAACAACUUAUCACACACGCGAAAAGUCGUCUGGUUCAAAUGCCGAUGACGAAAUUAGCAGAAUAAUGGUGAGAGGAGAUGGUCUUCACAGAGCUGUUCUCAAGGAGCACAAUGAAUUCAUCAUCGAUGGAAGUGAUAUCAACAAGGAGGGUCGUAUCACAGCAACACUUCUAGGAUCAAAAGCAGACAUUCCUGUGAGAAUUCAACAACUCGGACAUAAUGUCUACAAAGCUACUUACACUCCAUUGACUGGAGGCACCUAUGAACUUCAUAUUCUUUGGAAUGGAAAGCACGUUAAAGGAUCACCAUUUGCUGUUUCUGCAGACACAUCUGCUCAUUUGGCUGAUCUUAUUGACGUUGAUGCUUCGACUCUUAAAAUUGGAAUAAUCAAUGAGAACAUUAAGACAUUGAUUGAUACUCGUCGUGCUGGAUCCGGACAACUUUCAGCUUUAUGUAUGGGUCCGAAUAAGCCCGCUUACUGUGAACUGUAUGAUCACAGAGAUGGAACUUAUGCCCUCUGUGUCAGGCCAGCUGAGAUUGGAAAGCAUACAUUGGUUAUCAAAUACGACGAUGAGCACGUAAAAGGAAGUCCAUUCGUUGUUCACGUGUCUCUUCCACCAGAUCCGUCAAAAGUUCGCGUCUACGGGCCAGGAGUUGAACAUGGAAUUCUUUCUCUUUUCAAAUCCAAUUUCGUCGUGGAAACCCGAGGUGCUGGCGCUGGACAACUGACUGUUCGUGUCAGAGGACCAAAGGGAGCCUUCAAUGUGGAAAUGCAAAGAGAGAAGAAGAAUGAAAGAACGAUUCACUGCAAGUAUGAGCCAAAGGAACCAGGGGAUUAUCAGGUCGAAGUGAAAUGGCACGGAGAGCAUGUUCCAGGUAGUCCAUUCCUUGUCAUGAUCGUCGACACCGAGAAAGAACUCUCAAGAUACCUUCGCGGCGAGGCUCCGUCUCCAACACCAGCAACGCCAUUCAUUCCGCCAGGAUGGGUAGCUCCACCACAAAUGUACCCAAUGCAACCAGGACAGCAACGUUUCCUGCCACCACCAGGCCAUUUCGGACCAAUGGGUGUUCCAAGCCCAUAUGGAUCCGUUCCACCUCCGACCAAACAUAAAGGACGCAAUCAUUAAAUUGUAUUGAUUAGUGAUACCUCAAUUCCAAACUACAAAUCCUUUUUUAAUCAACAUUUUUAUUCGAACUCAAAUUUUGAAAAUUGAGAAUUAAGAUUUUUAAAUUAAUACAGCAAAACAUGCUAUUCUAGUUAAUGGUUUCAAAUUUCAGAAAAAUUAUUAUUGCAUAGAUUCUGCUUCUCCUUGUCUUUUCCAAAUAAUCUAUGAUUAUACAAUCCCCAAAUACAAUGUGAUACUUUCUCUGAUGAUGACACAACAAACGUUCUUUUAUUUUCAUCAUUUCUAAUCAUAAUGCUCAUUUUUCCCAGACGUUUACUUACAUUUUAAAACAGAAAUACUCCUGCCAAAUGUUUCUUACCUUUGCUCCAUGUUCCCACUUCCUUCACUUUUAAAUGCUCAUUAAUAAAAUGAACAAGAUCCUGUGCUCUGCUCCCUCUGCUAUCUUUCUUGUGUAGAAUUUUUCGUUUCAUAAUCAGAAGUCUUCCUAUAAGUUAGUUGUAUUUUUAUUCAAUUCCAAUUUCAGAUGUUCUUAUUUUUAAAACAUGAUAAAGUUUUUACAAAUC
Caenorhabditis elegans is the source of this 11450-nucleotide messenger RNA. RefSeq names its product Calponin-homology (CH) domain-containing protein (gene fln-2). Gene Ontology annotation, biological process: actin cytoskeleton organization. The transcript is spliced from 51 exons. Bases 52 to 10887 code for a protein of 3611 amino acids. Gene Ontology annotation, molecular function: actin filament binding. Lineage: Eukaryota; Metazoa; Nematoda; Chromadorea; Rhabditida; Rhabditidae. The record is from RefSeq and is marked reviewed.